Molecule: messenger RNA, 2245 nt
Organism: Chenopodium quinoa (quinoa)
Lineage: Eukaryota; Viridiplantae; Streptophyta; Magnoliopsida; Caryophyllales; Amaranthaceae
Product: probable polyol transporter 4
Exons: 2
Coding region: 271-1833 (520 amino acids)
Biological process (GO): transmembrane transport
Cellular component (GO): membrane
Molecular function (GO): myo-inositol:proton symporter activity
Source: RefSeq, a predicted model, not a curated record
UUUUUAAAAUUAGUACUGCAUCUUUCAUCAGCAGUUGCAGGCAUAUUACAUGGAUUAUAUUUUAAAAAUACACAUUCAUGUCCAACAACAAAAGUAACAUAAAAAUAAUAUUAACACAGAAAAUAAAAACUUGUUCAUCCUCUAAAAUAUCUUAUACAACACAGAGCUGCUACCGAAAGGAACAUCUAUUAAGCUUUGUAAUUGCAGCUUGUUCGUCUUUGCCAAUCCCUGCAUUUCAGAAGGCAAUUGCUGAGCCUGCUGAAAGGAGAUAUGGGGUUGGACAAUGAAAGUUCAGAUAUGUCUAACAUUGAUCUGGGAAGUAAAAACAAGUACAAAAGGAUGGAUGCUGAAGUUGGAGCGCCUGAUAGUGAUUCUUCAAGCAACUAUCAGGAGAAGGAUAUCACAAAGAGUACCAGAAAUUAUGUUAUGGCUUGUGCCUUUUUUGCUUCUGUCAACUCCAUUCUCCUUGGCUACGAUGUUGGUGUGAUGAGCGGAGCAAUCAUAUUUAUCCAGGAAGAAUUGAAGAUAACUGAUGUGCAACAAGAAGUACUAGUAGGAUGUUUAAGCAUUGUUUCACUGAUUGGUAGCCUUGCAGGAGGAAGAACAUCAGAUGCUAUCGGAAGGAAAUGGACGAUGGCUAUAGGAGCAAUCAUAUUUCAAUUAGGAGGUUUAAUAAUGACAAUUGCUUAUUCCUUCCGAAUUCUAAUGGUUGGAAGGCUCCUAUCAGGAAUUGGUAUUGGGUUUGGAGCAACCAUCAUGGGUGUUUACAUAGCUGAGAUAUCACCUGCUAUUUCAAGAGGAUUUCUCACAACAUUCCCUGAGAUCUGCAUUAACAUCGGAAUUCUUCUUGGUUAUGUCUCAAAUUAUGCAUUUUCAGGUCUACCUGCAAAUAUUAACUGGAGGGUAAUGCUUGCUUUAGGGAUUCUUCCUUCUGUAAUAAUAGGCUUUGCACUCUUCAUAAUCCCGGAAUCACCACGAUGGCUUGUUCUUCAGAAUAGAACUGAUGAAGCAAGAACAAUUUUAAUGAACACAAUAGGUGAUGAAAAGGAAGUGGCAGAAAGACUUGAUGAUAUCCUACAAACUGCGAGCAAAGCAAAAUCCAUGAACCUUGAAGAGAAAGCUGUUUGGCGUGAAAUUGUAAGGCCUAGUCCAGCGGUUUAUAAAAUGCUUGCUGCAGGUGUUGGAUUACAAUGUUUCCAGCAAAUUACAGGAAUAGAUGCUUUAGUUUAUUACAGUCCAACGAUUCUUAAGACAGCCGGGAUUGAGGGUAACAGUCAGCUAUUAGCAGCAACAGUUGCUGUAGGAGUUACUAAAACAGCUGCUAUACUAGUUGCUCUUUUCCUAAUUGACAGAGUGGGUAGGAAGCCGUUAUUGUACACGAGCACAAUUGGGAUAACGGUUUGCUUAUUCUGUAUAACACUUAGUUUGCCAUUCAUGGGGAAAGGGCCAGUUGGGAUUGCAUUGGCAAUAUUAUUUAUUUGCGGUGAUGUAGCCUUCUUCUCUGUAGGGAUAGGUCCGAUAUGCUGGGUUUUGACUUCAGAGAUUUAUCCAUUGCGGAUACGAGCUCAAGCAGUUGCUGUUGGUUUUGCAGCUAACAGGGUUUGCAGUGGGCUUGUCAGCUUAUCCUUCUUGUCUCUUUCCAGCGCUAUUUCUGUGCCUGGAACUUUCUUCAUCUUUUCUGCAUUAUCGGCAAUUUCGGUUGUCUUUGUCCAUAAGGUUAUUCCAGAGACAAAAGGAAAGACACUGGAGGAAAUCGAGUGUUUGUUCAAUGAAAAUGAUAGAUUGAAGGAGGGCCACGUAGAGCUUGCAGAUACUGUGCGUUUAGUAUCAUAAACGAUUGCUUCAACUUUUAUCCAUUGAAAGUGUGGUACUUAAUUGUCUACGAGUGCACGUUCGAGUACUAUUGGAGCAAAUAUGCUUGUAGACAGGGAUAUUUUUGAAGUUAUGAGUACUAUUGGAGUAUUGGGUUAGGAUUUAGAAGGGUAACUUAUUGUUUUUGGAAACACAGUGAAAUAGAGAAUUACAGAAGGAAAUAGUAAUGAUAUUUGUAGGAGCAGUUUUGGUCAAUUGUGAAAAGAAAUCACUUGUAUAUUUCAUUAGUGGUACUCCUGUUAAAUCCUUACAGAUGAUCUCACAAGUGCAAUUGUUAUACACUGAGUUGCUUCUCUUUGCAAUAACUCAGAAGACAAGUGAAGAGUUAUGUACUCCUAUAUCAUAAUAAUUGACAAUUUGAUAUAAUUCACUA